Messenger RNA from Gallus gallus (chicken), 2097 nucleotides. RefSeq names its product mitochondrial ribosomal protein S7 (gene MRPS7). The transcript has 6 exons. Gene Ontology annotation, cellular component: ribosome. Gene Ontology annotation, biological process: translation; ribosomal small subunit assembly. Gene Ontology annotation, molecular function: rRNA binding; mRNA binding; structural constituent of ribosome. The coding region runs from base 118 to 819 and encodes 233 amino acids. The record is from RefSeq and is a predicted model, not a curated record. NCBI's taxonomy places the organism in Eukaryota, Metazoa, Chordata, Aves, Galliformes, Phasianidae.
CCCCCAAGCCGCUCUCGUCCCGCUUCUGCGUCAGGAGGAGUUCGGUGCCGCGUGAGGUGGCUCCUAACUUCAGGUGCGCGGCCUGGCCGCCUCCGCCCCCGGUUCUGCGCGCACAAGAUGGCGGCGCCCACGGCGGCGGGGCUAUGCCCGCGUCUGCGGGCAUGGCUGCCUCGGCUGACACAGGUGAGAUGGAGUCGCUACAACCCCAGCUUCCUAGAGCCAGAAGUGAACAAAGAAUUGUAUCAGAAACCUUUUAAUGAGUUGUCUGAAGAGGAAAAGGAAAAGCAAGAGCUUAAGGCUGUUCAUCCCAUAAAAGCAGCUCCUCCCAGUAUCUCCAGCUCCGUUUUCAGCGAUCCUAUGAUCAGUAAAUUCACCAAUAUGAUGAUGAAGGAUGGAAAUAAAGUGCUGGCCAGAAGCCUCAUGGCUCAGACUCUAGAGAACAUUAAGAGGAAGCAACUGGAAAAGUACCACAGAGCUCCAGAUGAUGAGAAGGAGAGAGUUGAAUGCAACCCUUAUGUCAUUUUCCACCAGGCUCUGAAAAACUGCCAGCCUAUCAUUGGACUCAGCAACAUCACAAGAGGUGGCAAAACCUACCAGGUCCCAGUCCCUUUGAAGGACAACCGGAAGCGCUUCUUGGCCAUGAAGUGGUUAAUCACCGAGUGCAGGGAGAACAAGCACCGCCGGACACUGAUGCCUGAGAAGCUCUCUGAGGAGCUGAUCCAGGCCUUCAACAAUGAAGGACCCAUCAUCAAGAAGAAGCACGUGUUGCACAAGAUGGCAGAGGCCAACCGGGCUUAUGCCCACUUCCGCUGGUGGUAGGGACUCUGCAUGGGAUGCCCAUGCUGCAGAGCUCUGUCACUGCUCUCAGGGCCUGGGGAGCAGAGUCCCAGGGUCCUGCUUGAGGGAAACUGGGGAAUAAAGGGAAAGGUGGAAAAUCCCUUCUGGACAGCUGAACUAAGCCAAGGAAAUUUUCUCCAGUUCCCACAGUUCAUUUGCUUUGUGCUUAUUUGGAUGGGAAAAGGGGGAAUCUGAAAUAGUUACUGAUCCCUGCACAGAUAUGCUAGUUUUUUCAUCAUCACUUUCCUGUGAAGACAACCUUUAGAUGCUUUUGUUACAGCAACACUGUACAAAAUAAUCUCUAUUCCACUUACAUGUUUUCUAGGGACUUUUAAAUCUCUGCUCUUGCAGCAACGUUUUUUCUCUUCCUGCCUGCAUAACUAGGAAAAAGCAGAUCUGGUGGAGGUUUUUUUUUUUUUUUCAUACCAUAACUAGCCUUGACUUUUGGUUCUGGUCAUCAGCAACACUGUCUGUGAUUUCAGGGGCUUGUUAACAACAAAAAAAAUACCAGUGCUUUACAGGGAAGGUUUCUCGAUUCCAAACCUUUGUCUGUUGCUUCAAUCUCACACUGUUCUUUCCAGCUGCUCUGAUUGCAUAACCCCCCCCCCCCCGCCCCCAAUACUGGAGGAAAUAAUUAACAUCACAACCUUCUUGCCUCAGUCAGGAGCAACUUUUAAGUAUUGCUUACAGCUCAGCAGCUGCUCAGAGAGAAAGCAGGGCACACGUUAGUGGAAAACUUUUAUUACAAAAAACACCCAGUAGACUAUUUUGUUUUCUUUCUUUCUCUCCCAUUCUUAUUCUCAUAGGAAACAGACCAUACUUGAACCUCACUAGGUUUUGAAAAAACCCCAAACAGUUACUGUAUAAAACAUAUAAAACUUGUUUCUAGCUACAUGUGCUUGAGAACCCUUAUCCUUCUGGAAGCUGCCAGAUUUUGGUAUUAAUAGCUAGCGCCCCACAGUCAUAUACCCAUACAGAUACUGCCAGUCUGCUGGAAGUAGUCAGUGAAAAGCAGUAAUUUGGUGAGCUGUUGUGAUCCAUCUGACCACAGUAUUUUCUGUAACUUUUCCCAGACAACCUGCUUUGGUACUGUGAGCUGUGAAAUAUUUCCCCUCUGCCUCCCUCAGCAGUGUUGGCUCUUGGGUCAACCAAAAUGCUCUUGGCUUCCCCUAACACUUGUACAAAACGCUGGUUUGAGCUAGAAGCCUUCCUUGCCUUCUGCUUGCAGCAGCCCAUCAUUAAACAAAAUGAGUGGAAGAA